Lactuca sativa (garden lettuce) is the source of this 537-nucleotide messenger RNA. The record is from RefSeq and is a predicted model, not a curated record. Lineage: Eukaryota; Viridiplantae; Streptophyta; Magnoliopsida; Asterales; Asteraceae.
AUGUUUUUGGGUUUGCAAGUACGUCAAAGCUCUAUCAGAAUCCUGUUACACCAAACAAAAUAUGUUGAAGACAUGCUUGAGAGAUUUGGGUUUAAAGAUGCAAAACCUGCCUUGAUGCCGAUAGUCGAACGACUCCUAUUGAAUCCAGAUCUAGAAGGCGAAUCUGUAGAUCAGACCGCGUACAGAUCGAUGAUCGGAUCGAUGAUGUACCUCAAAGGUAGCCCAAAAUUGGGUUUUUGGUAUCCUAAAAAUUCUGAUUUUGAUUUAUCUACUUUCACUGAUAGCAAUUAUGGAGGUUGUGAACUUGACAGGAAAUCAACGUUUGGGGGAUGUCAAUUCCUAGGUGAUCGUCUGGAGUCAUGGCAAUGCAAGAAACAACAGACAGUCUCAAUCUCAACGGCGGAGGAAAAAUACGUUGCUGCUUCUGCUUGUUGCUCUCAAGUUAUUUGGAUUCUACAUCAAUUAAUGGAUUACGCUUUGAACUCUUUAGAAACUCCAAUAUUUUGCGAUAACGAAGCUGCAAUCCAAAUUACUUAG